AUGGGGGGCGGGCGGCCGGGCCUGCGGCUGGCGUCGCUGCUGGUGGUGCUGGAGGCCUCCGUCCUCGGCCUCUUCGGACUCCUCGUCCGCUCCGGGCCGGACCGGGCCGCCGCCAGCAACGGGACCUCCGCCGACGGCCACGCCCAGAACGACGACUUCUACCGGCGCUACCCCAGUUUCCAGGACGCUCACGUGAUGAUCUUCGUGGGCUUCGGGUUCUUGAUGAGUUUCCUGCAGCGCUACGGCUACAGCGCGGUGGGUUUCAACCUGCUGCUGGCAGCGUGUUCCCUCCAGUGGGCCACGCUGGUGCAGGGCCUGGUCGAAGCGCUCCGCCACCGCCCGCUCCGAGUCCUCGUCAGCGUCCAGAGCAUGAUCAAUGCGGACUUCGCCGCCGGGGCGGUGCUGAUAUCCUGGGGCGCGGUUCUGGGCAAGGUCAGUCCAGUCCAGCUGCUGCUGAUGGCCAUAGCCGAGGUCACCAUCUUCGCCGCCAACGAGUUUGUCGUUCUCCACCUCCUGGGGGCGCGGGACGGGGGCGGCUCGAUGACCAUCCACGCUUUCGGCGCCUACUUCGGGCUGAUCGUAUCCCGAUUCCUGUACCGACCGCAAUUAGCCAAGAGCCGCCAUCGGGCCCGGUCGGUCUACCACUCGGACCUCUUCGCCAUGAUCGGUUCUCUGUUCCUCUGGAUAUUCUGGCCCAGCUUCAACUCAGCCACUGCCCAGGCGGGCGCGGCCCAGCACCGCUCGGCCCUCAACACCUACUACGCCCUAACGGCCAGCACGGUGACCACCUUUGCCACAUCCGUGACGGUCAGCCGGGAAGGCCGGCUGGACAUGGUCCACGUGCAGAACGCGGCCCUGGCCGGGGGCGUGGCGGUGGGGACGGCGGCCGAGAUGAUGGUCACUCCCUUCGGGGCCCUGGCCGUGGGAGCCGCGGCCGGAGCCGUGGCCACGCUGGGCUACCGCUUUCUGACGCCGCUGCUGGAGUCCGGGCUGCGGGUCCAGGACACCUGCGGAGUCCACAACCUGCACGGGCUGCCGGGCCUGCUCGGGGCCCUGCUGGGGGCGGGGGUGGCCACCCGGGCGGGGCCCGACACCUACGGCGACAGGCUGGACGACGUGUUCCCGCUGGUGGCCGGGGGACACCGUUCGGCCUGGCUCCAGGGCGGCUACCAGCUCUGCGGUCUCCUGGUCACGCUGGCUACGGCGGUGGUCGGCGGUAGCCUGGUGGGCCUCCUGCUGAGACUGCCAUGUCUAGUCCCCCCUCCGGACGCGCUCUGCUUCGAGGACCAGAUCUACUGGGAGCUUCCUGCCGAGUCCGAAGAGGACGCAGGACCAAGAUGCCUGGAGCCCGUUCUCACCGAGGACCCGGGGCUCCGCGCCUGAUCACCUCCCACCUCACCUCCCAGCCUCCUCCCUUGUUCACACCGAGACCCGACGGCUCAGAGAGGGCGUCGGGCUCCACCGGUGUCACACAGCACUGCAGGAGGCCACAGGGAGGGAAUAAAUCAAUCCCUAAUAAUAAUAA
Messenger RNA from Ornithorhynchus anatinus (platypus), 1525 nucleotides. It is a transcript of the gene RHBG, whose product is annotated as Rh family B glycoprotein. Bases 1 to 1383 code for a protein of 460 amino acids. The record is from RefSeq and is a predicted model, not a curated record. The transcript has 10 exons. Gene Ontology annotation, molecular function: ammonium channel activity. Gene Ontology annotation, biological process: ammonium homeostasis; ammonium transmembrane transport. Gene Ontology annotation, cellular component: plasma membrane. Lineage: Eukaryota; Metazoa; Chordata; Mammalia; Monotremata; Ornithorhynchidae.